GGAGAAGCGCCCAAAAAAUUGACAAUAAAUUGCGGGCUAACGCAUUUGUGUUAAAGCUUAUAUAAACUUUCAUUCUGUCAAUAAAGCACUGCUCAUAUAUAUUGAGGAUCAAAGUGUAGGCUAUAACUUUUCAAAUGCAGAUAUUUUAUAUUGAAUCACGUAGGCACAAGCAAAUAGAAUAAAAAUAGGUUCGUGUACGUUGAAUUGGGCGCUAAUCAGAUCUGAUUUUCAAAGGAUUCUAGAUCAGCAGCAUCCUGAAAAGUUCUUCUGCAGUAGUUAUAUUCUGGGCCUUCAGAAUGGCUGAUGAAAUAUCAAGCUUUUGGGGUCCCAUCACAUCAACGCAUGAUUGGUGUGAGCCAAAUUUUGUCUACUCUUCCUAUUUUGCCGAAUUUUUCAACAUGAUCUCGAAUGUCCCAAGUGUUAUUUUAGCACUUAUUGGUCUCAUGAUUUCCUUGAGCCAACAAUUUGAGAAAAGAUUUAGCAUCCUUCACAUAUCUAACAUGAUUCUUGCCAUUGGCAGCAUGUUAUAUCACUCUACGCUGCAACAGCUGCAACAGCAAGGUGAUGAAACGCCUAUGGUGUGGGAAAUGCUCCUUUAUAUCUACAUCCUGUACUCACCAGAUUGGCAUUAUCGAAGUACGAUGCCCACCUUCUUGUUCCUCUAUGGCGCGGUAUUUGCUAUUGCACACUCACAGCUCCACUUUGAUAUUGGUUUUAAGGUGCACUAUGCUCUGCUUUGUCUUCUUUGCAUUCCUCGGGCAUACAAAUAUUACAUUCAGACAGAAGAUAAAUCGGCUAAGUGGCUUGCAAAGUUGUACGUGAUCACUCUAUUAGUUGGGAGUCUGUGUUGGGUAGUUGACCAUUUCUUCUGCAACCACAUCUCGCACCGGUAUUUCAAUCCUCAGGGUCAUGCACUGUGGCAUGUCUUGAUGGGGUUUAACUCAUACUUUGCAAAUACGUUCCUAAUGUACUGCCGAGCUCAACAACGCGAGUGGGGUCCAAAAGUUAUGUUAGGAUUUUUCCCCUAUGUGAAGAUUCAAAAACCAAAAGCCCAGUAGAAGUCAACUUUGGAUAGCAAUUAGCAUCACAAGGAAGCAGGUAAUUGUCUUGUGCUUGUUGGUAAAUGUGAGUGAUCACAUUCUUUUUUGUUUUUCCAUUCACAGUAGUGUAAAUGAUUACUGGGAAUGAUACCAUUAGGUUGAAUUUCAAUUGGUCAAAUUUUGACUGUUCCCGGAUGUAUUAUAUUUAUUUACAUAAUUCAAUAGGUGAUUACAUGAACU
Molecule: messenger RNA, 1280 nt
Organism: Olea europaea var. sylvestris
Lineage: Eukaryota; Viridiplantae; Streptophyta; Magnoliopsida; Lamiales; Oleaceae
Product: alkaline ceramidase-like
Exons: 3
Coding region: 297-1058 (253 amino acids)
Biological process (GO): autophagy; response to salt stress; ceramide metabolic process
Cellular component (GO): membrane
Molecular function (GO): hydrolase activity, acting on carbon-nitrogen (but not peptide) bonds, in linear amides
Source: RefSeq, a predicted model, not a curated record